Messenger RNA from Trematosphaeria pertusa, 4206 nucleotides. RefSeq lists its product as uncharacterized. Gene Ontology annotation, molecular function: structural constituent of nuclear pore. Lineage: Eukaryota; Fungi; Ascomycota; Dothideomycetes; Pleosporales; Trematosphaeriaceae. Gene Ontology annotation, biological process: protein import into nucleus; nuclear pore organization. The transcript is spliced from 3 exons. Gene Ontology annotation, cellular component: nuclear pore transmembrane ring. The record is from RefSeq and is a predicted model, not a curated record. The coding region runs from base 114 to 3920 and encodes 1268 amino acids.
ACCCCUCAGCGCCCACCCCCGUUUCUGCGACAUUACUUGCGCCCCUGCUCUGUUCGCAGUUUCUCGCAACCCAUGACCGGCCACAACGCAAUCCUCCGCUUCCACUGGGUGCCAUGAACAGCACACCUCGACGAGGCCCCGGCGGGUUUCCCGCGACUCCGCAACAACCAAAUCGCUCUCCCGGCGUGAAGAGCCCCAAUGGAUCUACUCCAACCCGUCCGAACGUGCGGUCGCCACUCCCCGAUGUACCCAAAACCACCGUACCAGCGAGCUCGGGGCCUCUAAUACCGACGGACAUCCUCGACGCUGCGCAACAGCGCUUCUACGUAUUCGCAUUCUACGUUGCCCUGUGGGCGUGGCGGUUAUACGAUUUCUACACGCUGGCAAUUGAGGAGGACGAGUCGCUGGUGUUGUGUCUGAAAUGGUGCUUCUUGGAUAUGUGCUUCAUCUUUGGCGUCCCGCUCCUGGAGAUACCCUGGCUGGAAUGGAGCAAUGCGACGGCCUUCCUCCUGUUUGUUCUGCAUGCUUCCUUGGACGGCAUCCUCAUGUUCCGGAUUGGUCUUCCCCUGCAAGCGUGGCUGAUCUCGCUCGCUGGCUUUUUGUGGGACAGCGAGAUGGCUAUCAGCGAGCGGAGCGUUAAACCCGGACCCAUCUUGCACAACGCAUCUCUCAUAUUGGGGAAGAAGAUCAUCAACAUUCUCCCUGAAGGGUCGGCGAUUCUGAACCCCAACCAGGAGCCUUUCUGCCUUAAUUCCUCCGUCACCCACGUGGAUAUUCCCAUCCUCAUUAACCAGACCGAGCCUAUUGAAAUCGACCUCCAGCGCGUCGACAUCGAUAGUAACCAGAAUGAGACGAUUACAAUCAAGAAGGGAGAGCUCAAGGGCCUGUUGAGGAAGGCACGGAAGUUGGCGAAGACAACAGAUCCUGCAGACCCGUUGACACUGCGGUACACCGUGAAGAAGACAGGUGUAUAUCUUCUCAAAAAGGUUCUGGACCAGUCAAAGCUGGAGGUGCGGCCGCGUGCAUCGAGCCUGAUCGUCACAACAUGUCCGCAGGCGCGAGUAAAACCAACUGGCGACCACCGUUGCAGAAAUGAUCUCUCGAAUGUCGCGCUGGAGGUUGAAGGAGUUCCUCCUCUGUACCUCAAAUACCGGUUGACCGUGGACGAUAGGCCGCGUGGUGGAUCAGAGUUCCAGAACCUCCAGCCGGACGACUUCAACUCGCCGUUGUCAAAAACCACGUCGCAAGCGCUCAUCCGAGGCGGACAGGAGGACAUCUCCUGGGCACGCUCACAGAAGAUAACAGUGCCAUUGAAUGAAAUCCUUGCUACGGGCGGCAGAUGGGAGUAUGCAGUGGAAGAAGUACGAGACGCCCUUGGAAAUUUCAUUUCCUUCGUUACGACGGACGAGGAGGAUCGACCAAAAGCCAAGCCCACAGGUCUCCAUCAAUCCUUCCGCGUGCACGAACGUCCAAAAGCUUCUCUCAAAGGGUGCGGCCCGCAGAAUCCCUUGCAAGCCCCGAAAGGGGAGGGCAAGCGCCUUCCUGUCGAGUACUUUUCAACCGGAAAGAAGCCCAUAGAUGGUGCGCAUACCAUAUCGUACCUCUUUACGCACGAGGCCGACAUCGUUGCGGAGGGUUAUCAUAGCCCCAGCGCAGAGCUCCAAAAGAAGACCAUGAGAAGCAUCCGAGAGCAACCGCUCAUCGCUGCACCCGGAUUGUACACCAUCAAAUCGAUCUCGACCGAAUUCUGCGAAGGCGAGGUGCUCGAGCCUACAUCUUGCUUGCUGCAGAAUCCCCCAGAACCAGAACUAUCGUUGUCUAGCGAAGAUAUUGUCGACAAGUGUGCGGGCAACCCCAUCGGUCUUCGCGUCGGCCUGGACUUCAUCGGAACGCCUCCCUUCUACCUCUCGUAUACAGAGCAGAGAAAUAACCGAAAACCAAUCCACCAUCCCCCGAGGCAGUUCGGCUCGCUUAGAGGCACAAUGGAUCUUACGCCGACGGACGAAGCUGGGCACUACACGUACACUUUCAACACCAUCUCUGACGCAGUGUACAGGGAACGGCCCCUGCAGAAUCUCAUACUGCAGCAAGACGUUAAGCCACCCGCUUCCGCACAUUUCGUGGAAGGCAAGAGGCCCAAGCAAAUCUGCAUUGAUGAUUCUGUCGACUUUGAUGUAGCACUGCAGGGUGAAGGCCCAUGGAAACUGGAGUAUGAGCUCGUGCACAACGGCAAGCGCACAAGACACGCAGUGGACAUUGAAGAAGAGCACUACAUGAUUAGGACACAGAAGCUGAGGAGUGGCGGAGAAUAUUCUGUGGCAUUGACCAGCGUCACCGACAAGAUGGGAUGCAAAGUCUUCCUUGAGGAUGAGGAAGUCAAAGUUCAGGUUCGCCACGAGCGGCCGAAGGCGUACUUCGGCCACAUCGAGGGCAAGAAAGCUGUUAUGGCUCUUGAAGGGAGGACAGUGGGUCUCCCUCUCCGCCUCACUGGAACCAGGCCGUGGAGCUUGGAGUUCGAGAAUCUUGAUUCGGGAGCGAAACAGAAGGUGGAGGUUCGCGACGCCAAUUCAAUCCUCAACGUGCAGGAUGCAGGUACAUAUCAGCUCUUGUCUGUGCGCGACUCUGUGUGUCCGGGAUUGGUCGAGGAGGAAGCUAGCCAGUUCAAUGUUGGCUGGAUACCCAGACCGAAGAUCAGCAUUGCGGAGACUUCUUCCAUCCGCUUUGAGCAUGGCAAGUACGUCAAAGACGCCGUCUGUGAGGGCGACGAGGAUUCCUUUGACGUGUCUCUAACUGGUAAUGCGCCUUACGACCUCUCUUACAGGCAAGAGUAUAAAGAUAGGAAGGGAAAGACUGUCUCUGUUAGCGAAAAGGACCUCCGAGUGCAUAACGCCAUAGCGCCGAUCCGCGCCGAUACUUCUAAGUCUGGUGUAUACGAAUACACCUUCAUGAAGCUCGCCGACAGCCGCUACGACCAUUCCAAGAAGCACUUCUCGCCCCUCACAGUGCAACAAACCGUCAACCCGCGCCCCAGCGCCCGCUUCAACAAUCCCGGCAAGACGUACAGCUACUGCUCACGCGAAGCCGAUGGUGAAGAAGUCAUCCCCAUGACCCUGGAAGGCGUCCCACCAUUCUAUCUCGAAGUCGAAAUUAAGCACUACGGCACGCCGAAACCCGAAGUCAGCAUUCACAAGAACAUCCCGACCAAUAAGUACGACCUCAAGAUUGAGCACCGCAAACUACAUCUCGGCCACUCUGCUAUUUCCAUCCGCAAGAUCCGUGACGCGCGAGACUGCUCUUUCAAGCCCGCGCCUGGUGGACCGAGAGUACAGAUUAGCGUUCACGACGCGCCGACUGCUACCGCCCUAGAAGACCGCACAGACUUUUGCGUUGGCGAGCGCCUUUCCUUCGCGCUCGGCGGCCAGGUCCCGUUCACCGUUUACUACACCUUCAACGCCCAAGAACGCAAAGCCUCCAAUGCAGGUACCACCUUCCGACGUCUCGCCGAACUCCCCGGAACCUUCACCAUAACCGGCCUCCGCGACUCCGCCUCCGAAUGUCUCGCCAGCCUCAACUUGACAAAGGAAAUCCAUCCCAUCCCUUCCGUCCGCCUCUCUGGCGGCGAAGUCACCGAAGUCGACAUCCACGAGGGCGGGGGCACGGAUCUAGUCUUUGAAUUCUGGGGCACCGCGCCGUUCGAGUUUACGUACACGCGGAGUACGAAUGCGGUGCGCGGCAAGAAGAGUAAGGUGCUGGAGAUUAGGACGGAGAUUAGCCACGAGCAUCGUAUGCAGAUUGCCGUGCAGGAUGAGGGCACAUAUGAGGUUGUGAGUAUUAAGGAUCGGUGGUGUAGCUUUGCGAAGCAGGUUGAGGGUGUGGACGGGGGGAGUAGGGGUGGGGCGCAGAAGCUAUUGACGUAUUGAGAAAGCUUGCGGUAAAGAAGGGAUGCGGAUAGGGAAAAGCAUUUCAGGGCGUUUGAAUGGUACGGUUGUUGGUUUCUUUUUUUCUAUUUCCCGCCAAAUCCUUUUGGGAUCCAACAGAUGUGGCGUUGUCGCAGCGUGUAAUAUGAACUGAGAAUACCCAUUGUCGCACACUUGGUACACUCCCCUAUUUUUGCCAACUCUCUUGUAGGUACCUCAUCGCACUCACUGUGGCCGGCAUUCCUUGCUCAACGAUGAACACCGGAAUGCUCUAUCAACGGCAUCUCUU